UAUUUUUGUGAGACAUCAUACUUAAAAUGUUUUUUUAACAUUUCAUUCUAAAUGAUUUUCACUCAAUUUAUUAAGCCCCUUUAACCAAACAAUUUCUAGGACUAUAUGCACCCAGUUUGAUGUCUGACAUUCUUAUUGGAAAAGACAGAACAUAUGUGUUUCAUUGCUCUGCAGAGAAAAAAUAGGAAAUUAAUGGCCCAUUCGUGCUGUAUGUGUGCACAACAUAUGACACAGGGUUGCUGCGGGAAUUUAGUAUAACAUUGAAAGAGAGAAAAAUAAUUAUUAUAAUUUAAAAAAAAAAAAACUUUUCAAGUUGAAUGAGACACAAAGGUCGAGGGUUCUAAUCCAAGAGAACAACUGAGCAGGUUAAAGAUUAAAUCCUGAAACGACGAUCAGUCCACUUACCAUGUCAGGGGUGAUUCCCCUCCUUGCCAGCUGGGAGCGCUGUCCCGGAUGAAUGUCACAGGAUAAGCGGAAGUGAGCUCAGUCUCAAAUAGACUUCACAGCUUGACAGAAACUUUGUUUUCUGAAACUUGUCUGCAUUUUUCCCGCAGCGCCUGUAUUCAUUUUUGUUCGAACUUUCUCGGCUUUGACUUUUCAGAUUUAUGUAGGGAGAGUUUUAGCGUGCACUGCGGCUUAAGUUUGUGUUUUAACUCGAUCCUAGGAGCCAGCGUUGGUCGGUUAACCCGGUUAGUUAACUAAGGUCUCCCCUAGGCUGAAAUAUGGUUCGGUUCGGUUCUGACCUCGGGUCUAGUGGUGUUGCGGGGGGCGAGGGGCUAUGUGUUCGCCGCUAAUUCUGGCCCAACACCGGCUCUUCCCCUCCGCUCCCCCCAUGGCUCAUUGCGCAGAGGACCGUAUCCCGCCGCCCCACGGCGGCGUGGAACAGGGCACGAAGCCGGUGCUGUUCGAGAUCUUCGGGGAGAUGUGGACGGUGCAGUCGCGGCUCGGACAGGGGGUGUCCGCCUCGGUGUACCGGGUCAACUCUGGCAGAGCCGCCACCGCCGCUGUGAAGGAGUUCCAAGCCGAUACUCAGGCUGGAGACUACGGAUACCACAAGGAGAGGUCGGUGCUGGAGCACAUCCAGGGACACAAGAACAUCGUGACAUUAUACGGCGUGUUCACCAACCACAGCUGCCUGGGCGUCUCCACCCGCUGCCUUCUGCUGGAGCUGCUGGACGUCAGCGUGUCUGAGCUGCUGGUGCAGCGCAGCAGUGCCGCCCAGCCUGGGAGGCCUCAGCAGGGACACUCCAUGUGGCUCAUCCAGCACUGUGCCAGAGACAUCCUGGAGGCCCUGGCCUUCCUUCACAGGGAGGGCUACGUCCACGCUGACCUCAAACCUCGCAACAUCCUGUGGAGCGCAGACGACGAGUGCUUCAAGCUCAUCGACUUCGGCCUCAGUUUCAAACAGGGAAACCAGGAUGUUAAAUACAUCCAGACAGACGGCUACCGCGCUCCAGAAGCCGAGCUGCAGAAUAGCCUGGCCCAGGCAGGGGUGGAGGCAGACUCGGGCUGCACGGCUGCAGUGGACCUGUGGAGUUUAGGUGUCAUCCUGCUGGAGAUGUUCUCGGGGAAGAAGCUUAAAGACACAGUCCGCUCGCAGGAGUGGAAGGACAGCAGCGCUGCGGUCGUCGAUCAGAUCUUUACCAGCAAAAGUCUACUUUGUCCUGCCAUCCCAGUGUACCACCUUAGAGACCUGAUCAAGAGCAUGCUGCUGCACGACCCCAAACGGAGAGGCACAGCUGACUCCGCCCUGCUCAGCCCGUUCUUCAGUAUUCCUUUUGCGCCUCACAUUGAGGACCUGGUUCUGCUGCCUUCUCCAGUUCUCCGUCUGCUUAACCUGAUUGAUGACAGCCAUCUGCACAACGAGGAAGAGUAUGAAGACAUCAUGGAGGACAUGAAAGAGGAGUGUCAAAAGUACGGCUCAGUGGUUUCCCUUCUGAUCCCCAAAGAGAACCCAGGAAAAGGGCAGGUGUUUGUGGAGUACGCCAACUCCAGCGACUCCAAAGAGGCUCAGCGCCUGCUGACGGGCCGGACCUUUGACGGGAAGUUUGUGGUGGCCACCUUCUACCCUCUGAGCGCCUACAAAAGAGGUUACCUCUACCAGACGGUGCAGUGAAGCCCGGCCGCUGCCCCACAGAGGGAGACGCAUCUUCAUCGCCUGCCUCACCUGCAUUUAAACACUGUGGUAAUUUUAUACAGCAGAGACACACCCCCUCAUGUUUGUGGGGGUGUGUCUUCAGUCUCCAUAUCAGUGCACAUCCAUCCAUUGUGUUAUGGUGAAUGCAUGGAACUCCAUUUAUGAAUCCAGUGUUGGAUGUAAGCAGAGGUUUUGUCUUUGCCUCGCUGUUGUAAACGGAUUGUUUCCUGUAUUCAACAUUGUGUCAUUUCCUCUAAUUAUUGUUCUGAAAAUGAGCAUUUGAUGCUCCUGGCAUGUUCGCAUAGAAACGAUCUGCAUUUUGAGGUACCUGCUGAUGAUGUCGGCUGCCUCCUGUAGCCUCCUCCUUUAGGGAGUUGCUUUUCAGACUCCUCUUCAGCGGCUUGACCUGUAGCAGUUCUGCCAUGCAGCCGCUUUCUUCCAUGGUGUUUUGGGUUGUUCGUUUUUAUUCACGCCGUGCUUCCACCCGUGAGACUCGGCAGCAUUUAAGUCGAGUUCACGCCCUUCACUCCUUUCCGAAGAAGCACUUUUUAUGCAGCAUUUACAAGCCGACUGAUCUGCAGAGUCGAGCCACACUGAAGACGAACCUUUUCCCACUUUCCCUCCACAAAUGUCCUGGUUCUGGUUUGUUGUUUGCUUAUAAAAUCAAUUGUAUUCAUUUGGAUAUAUUGUUUAAACAUUCUUUAUUUAUCCAAGUAAUGCCUUCCUCAACCGUUGACAAAACUAUCAUAAGUAAGGAACCGGUUUAGAGAGCUAGGAGAUGGAGUUCAGGUGGUGGACAGCCGAAGAACCGGUAAAGUUCUGGUUCUGCUUAACAGCUAGGACCACCUCUGUGGGAAAAGGGUUGAUUUGUUAGUUAGGCUUUGGAGUUUAAGUUUUGAUGUUUCAUUGUUAUCUUAUAGUUGACAAUCUUUCUACAAACGUCGACAUCUGAAGGUGUGCACAAAGGAGUUUUGCUUUGGUUCUUCUGGAAUGAGUACGUUGGUGAAUAGACCAGCUCUCAGCAGCACUGUGGUUGGUUUGAGACUAUAUCAUUGUUGUGUUUAGAUUUGUGGCUCACAUUUGUGUGAUGAAUUUAACAAAAACACUCAUAGAAACUGGCUUUAAAGAAAUCAGAUCAUCAAAAGAUCUACUGGUACUCACAAUAGUCGAUCCAUGGCGAUCUAUGCGGGAGCCACUAUAUCAACUUCAAGACAUCCAUUUUCGAAACUCGUAUCAUGAAGUUGCUGGAGCCUAUCCCUGUUACUACUAGGCAAAAGCGGGUUACACCCUGAACAGAUCACCAGUCUGUCACAGGGCCACACACUACAUACAUUCACACCUAGAGACAAUUUAGGGUCACCAGUAAGAACCAUGUUUUUUAGAAACUCCACACAGAAAGGACCCAGCAGGGUUUGAACCAGGACAUGAAGUGAGAGGGCUAACCACUAUACCACCAUGCAGCCCUAGAAAAAAAGCAUGUGUACAUUAAAACAAAAAAAGUAUUCUUAAAUGGUGUUUUAUAUUUUCCAUCAUGUACUAUAAAGCACAAUGUUUUUGGAGUUUACGAUGUGGUUUGGUGUCGGAGUGUUUUUAACACGACACACAGAGUGUUGUGUUACUCUGAACUACACUCUGGUUUACGACUGUGAGCUAACUUGGCGUAAAGCAAUCCGACCCCGAACAAACCAGACCUUGGGGUCAAACGUAGAAGGGUACGAUCUGUGAUGUGAUGAGUGAGAGGUCAGAGCCCUCAAUUUGAGUUUGUUGGUCAAACUUGCACAUGCUGCCGUGCACAUGUUCUUCCUUCUUGUUAACUAACUGAGCAAGUCUGAGAAGCUUUAAAGAGUUUGUUUUUGCUUGAUCUUUAUGGUUGUUCAUAAACAUAACCUUUUACAGUGAGUUCAGUUUCUCUGACAUUUCAUUCUAUGCUGGCUUUUCUAGUAGUUGGGUGAAAUUGUAUUUUAUUUAAACAUAUUUGUUAUUAUUUAUUGUUUUUUGUUCUGUGGAAACACUUCAAUUCAGCAAAAGUGACAAACUUGGAAAGCGGAGAUGUUUCAUAAAACUACCGUAAGUAUAUUUUUGUACAAAUGUGCCUGAAAGGAGAAGAAAAGAAUAGUUUAAUCGAACUGUGAGGAUGCUUUUUCUAAAAAGUUUACGAGGAUGUAAACUCCCCCCAGCAAAAAAAAAGGUUUUCUGCAGAAAAGCUCAGGUGCAGACAGGCGUGUCGGGUCCUUGUGACCUCCAGUGUGUCUCUGUAGCUGUUUUUCUCCUCUGUGUUCAGUUUUUGUGCACUUGCUGUCCUGAGCUGUUUUCAACUCGGAAUGAGAGAAUCUGCAUCUGCAGAGCGAGACCAAGAAACCCCAGACUGUGUCUGUCUGUCGGAAUAUUUUGAGCACUUUACAGAAUGAUAGCUGGACUGAAACCAAAGUGCUUAGAAUGUUAAAUAUCAAGAUAACUCUAAAAUGUUAAACAAAACAAAAUCAAGUAAGAAUAAAAUCCGAUGACUAUAUUACAACAGCACUGUUGCUAUCUAGAUCAGGAGUCUGCAACUUUUAAAAUUUAACCCAAUGAGAGCUUCUAAGUCCCACAUCACCAUUUAAAAAAAUAUUACUAAUUAGUAUUGGUCAAGAUGAAGAGGAUUUGAAAAAAAAAAAUCCGAACAAAAGACUACUGCAGCCGUAGUGACAGCAUACUUUAUGACGCAGAUGACAAGUGUCACUCUGUCUCUCUGUGCCUUAAAUCAGGCGCGCACUUCCUCCAUCAAAUAAUAAACACCUGCUGUUGGUGAUAAUUAUCCAGUGCAAUUAUCUUCUUUAACAUAUCAGGAUUUUAUGGAGCACUUCUGAGUCAAUUAAUGCCAUUUCUCCAAGCAGGGGCAUGGUCAGAGGAGGGGGCGGUCCUUUCAUGAAGAAGGAGCGCGGACGGGCGCUCUCCCUCCUCUGACCAUGCUGUGCAGAGAUACACCUCAGCAGCGCAUAACCUUCUUCAGAUGCAAAUAUUUCAUACGUGUCUGGAGUCUAUGUGAUGAACCGGAAGUCACAUGACUGAAAAAAAAUCCGCGAAUACGAAUAAAGAAACACGAAUAUGCGGGUGAACACUAUAUAUCAGUUGUACUUAUGACAGCAGUACUUCCAUACAAAUUCUUUUCUAAAUACAAUACUUCCUGUACAAAAAAAAUAUGAUUAUGUGAUGAAAAUUUGUGCUUUUAUCAUGUUCUGAUAUUAAACCACUCAGAUAGAAGAUCAAACCUUUUACCAUCAUUUUGCAGUUAUCCAACAUAUCAGAAAUCUAAACAUAAUUGACAAAAUUUUAAUAAUUAAAGCAAUAUGACCAACACAACAAACCAAUUAGUUAUUCAAAGCAUUUUUCUUUAAAGCCAAAGAGCCACAGGUUGUAGACUCCUGAUCUGGAGGAUCUCAUUGUAGCUAACCCUGUCAUCAUAAUGAUCCCUCAUUUACAAAAAAAAAAACACUUUUACUUUCUAUCAGAAUACAGCUGUUCAUGCAAACAAGGCAUAUAUUCUAAACAUUUCCUCACUUCUUUUCUCAUGAGUUUUAGUUACGUUUGCUGCCGUCAACUGUGCAGAUAAAAUGGAGAAACUGCUCCAAACUCUGAGACGGCAGAACCUCACAGACUGGUCUGAGCUGAAGCAGGAGGUCAAAGGGAGCUCGUUUCACAUCAAACAUGUGAGUGAGUUUCCUUAUUCUGCUGCAGUGAACCAGAACAGUUGCUCAUCACUGCUUGAAGAAGAAUUUACAAAUAUUUCUGGUCACUUAUAUAUAGCCGGUUGAAUCAAGUUAUUAACUUAUGAACACAAAGAUGCAAUGAAGGCUCUUCUGGUGGUUGUUGCUGCAUCUGUUUUUACCACUGUUCUAAGCAAUGCUGGAAAGACUAAAACUUUUGUAUUUGAAUACCUGGAAAGGACUGUUUGCUGUGUUGCAUGAUCGUUUUAUUAAUGCUGCACCUUAAAUCUGCUCCAAAAAGAAAUCUUCCUGUUCCUUGAAGUGUCUGAUUGUGAGCGUGCAGCAGGCGUGAAACGGCCUGAGCCAUUCUGCUGCUGCUGCUGCUGUCUCUUUCAAAAUAAAAGCCAUGCUCUGCCUGAA
This is a messenger RNA of Oryzias melastigma (Indian medaka), 6240 nucleotides long. RefSeq names its product U2AF homology motif (UHM) kinase 1 (gene uhmk1). Lineage: Eukaryota; Metazoa; Chordata; Actinopteri; Beloniformes; Adrianichthyidae. Gene Ontology annotation, cellular component: nucleus; neuronal ribonucleoprotein granule. Gene Ontology annotation, biological process: regulation of protein export from nucleus; positive regulation of translational initiation; peptidyl-serine phosphorylation. The coding region runs from base 779 to 2116 and encodes 445 amino acids. The record is from RefSeq and is a predicted model, not a curated record. Gene Ontology annotation, molecular function: ATP binding; ribonucleoprotein complex binding; protein serine/threonine kinase activity. The transcript is spliced from 9 exons.